Messenger RNA from Exophiala aquamarina CBS 119918, 1482 nucleotides. RefSeq lists its product as uncharacterized. The coding region runs from base 1 to 1482 and encodes 493 amino acids. Lineage: Eukaryota; Fungi; Ascomycota; Eurotiomycetes; Chaetothyriales; Herpotrichiellaceae. Gene Ontology annotation, molecular function: oxidoreductase activity. The transcript has a single exon. The record is from RefSeq and is a predicted model, not a curated record.
AUGUCCAAGACUCGAGAUGGCAAUCACUAUGUGGUUGAUACCAAGACCCUCUCAACCGGGCUCUCGUCUUUGGGAGCACUAGCUGCCAAGUCAACCUCAUCCGACAGCCUUUUCCAGCAGUAUGAUGUGGUGGUCAUCGGUGCCGGCUACUGUGGCCUCGUUGCUGCACGUGACCUUUCUAUCACGGGCAAGAAGGUCCUUUUGAUCGAGGGCCGCGACCGCAUUGGAGGUCGAACUUUCACCUACGACUUCUUACAGCAUAAGGUCGAACUUGGUGGGACCUGGAUACACUGGGGUCAGCCAAAUCUUUGGUCCGAGAUAUCCCGUUAUGGUCUUGAGCAGUCCCUUGCCGAGAGCAAAGUAUUCAGCGAGCCUUGUGAAGUCUCAAUCAAUUUUAACGAUUCCGACAACUCACGACCGGUGCUACGCGAUGUACAAACCAUGAAAUCGACCAUGCAGCGCCUCAUUGCGGCAUAUUUUGAUGUCGAUGGCCAGGGCGGAAGAACGAUUUUCCCUCUACCAUAUGCUAAGAUGAGCAACAUUAGUGCGGUGAGAAAAUACGACAACCUCAGUGUUGGGGCUCGCCUACAGCAGCUUGUCGGUUUUACCCAGCAAGAAAUGACAUUGCUCACUGCAAAUCUCACAGCUUUUGGCUCUGUUCCGCCUGCUGAACAGUCCUUUCUCACGACUUUGCACUAUUAUGCCCUUGCCGGUUAUGACUAUGACCGACUCAUGAGUAUGAUUGGGAGGUACAAGCUCGCUGCUGGGCAAUCUGAUCUCGCCGCUAGAAUCCUGGGCGAGUAUACCGGCCAUGCCAUCUUCGGGAAGCGAGUGGAAGCAGUCAACAACCAUGGUGGAGUGGUUCAAGUGGCAUUGGCUUCUGGCGACAACAUCACCGCUCGACAACUGAUCUGUACUGUGCCCGUCAAUUGCCUAUCAGAUAUCAAGUUUACGCCACCAUUGCCCCCUCAGUUCACCAAGGUGAAGCAUCCUAACUUUGGUGGCAAGAUUAUUCUACACUUGGACAAAAGGAUUCCUUCGUGGUGGGGUCUUGUUGCGUCACCGACUCCCGUAGACAGUCUUCUCACAGACAAAUACUCAAAAAGGAAUGGCACGUUCGUGGUAGGGUUUCCUCCAGGUUGCAACCCAGCGUCAAAUUUCAGAGUAGUCCAAGAUCCUGAGACGUUUCUUGAUCAUGUACAGCGAUUGGGAGUUCCACCAUCAUGGGAAGCAAGACCUACAGACCUCAUUUGGCACGACUGGAAUACAGAUGAGUUUUCCAAGGGGCAGUGGGCCUCAUGGGGUACUGGACAGUUUGGGAGCCUGAAAAGCCUGAUGGAGGGUGCAAAUGUGAGCAAAGAAAUUACCUUGGCAAGCGCAGAUUGGGCCGAUGGUUGGACAGGUUUCAUCGACGGUGCUAUAGCACAGGGUAGAAAGUCCGCAUUGAGAGCACUCAGUAGACUUGAUUCAUAUAAACUGUAG